Messenger RNA from Manduca sexta (tobacco hornworm), 7235 nucleotides. It is a transcript of the gene Mcr, whose product is annotated as CD109 antigen. Lineage: Eukaryota; Metazoa; Arthropoda; Insecta; Lepidoptera; Sphingidae. The record is from RefSeq and is a predicted model, not a curated record. Gene Ontology annotation, molecular function: protein binding; endopeptidase inhibitor activity. Gene Ontology annotation, cellular component: extracellular region.
GGAAUGCCUUUUAAAAUAGGUUAAAGAAAAAUUCCACUCAAUUUUCCAGAUCUUAUCUCUGAUGAAUAAUAAAUAACCUAUCCACAUGGCAGGUAUAUUUUCUAACGGAACCUACCGGUUUUUUCACUAGCCGGGCGUGGUGUAGUGCGGCUGCGCGACAAUCGCAUAUUCUUCAAUGAAGCAGUUUAAGAAGACUGAAUUAUGAAUCUCAUAUUAAUAUACAUAGCCAUAUUACAAAUAUGUGCAGCACAGGACUACCCACCACCCACAUAUAACCCAAACCAGCCGAAUGACUACCUUAGCAAUGAUCCACGGUACGACAACCCAUAUGAUCCAAACAAGAGGUACCAGAACAAAGACCAGUAUGAUUCAGGCCGGAAUAAGUAUGAUGUAGACCAGAGGUAUAACCAGAACUCCUUUCCGGAUAAUACUCCUCGGCCAGCAUGGGAUAGCAGUAGGACUUACAGCAGCACAUCAUACAAAUCUGGUGUUUUGGAUCAUGACAGCGUUAUUAUACAUGAAGCGACAUACUUCAUAGUGGCCUCGCGCAUGGUCCGCCCGGGCCAGAUAUACAAGAUCUCGGCAAACAUCUUGAAGUCACGACUGCAGAUGACCAUCCGAGCAUCUAUCUCAUGUAAUGGAGUGGAGAUUGCUGACGUCACACAGCCUGUUAAGGAGGGGGUGCCAGAGAUACUUAAUAUGAGGGUCCCGCCAACCACAGUGCCAGGAGACUACAAGCUGCGAGUGGAAGGGUUGUAUUUAGACACGCCGUUCGGGGGCCGCGCGUUCGUCAACGAGACGCAGCUCACGUUCUCGAAGCGGUUCAUGACUAUUUUCAUACAGACAGACAAGCCUGUAUACAUGCAAGGGCAGACGGUUCGUUUCCGCGUGAUCCCGAUCAACACGGAGCUGAAGGCGUUCGGACGAGCGAUCGACGUGUUCAUACUCGACCCCAACCGACGCAUCAUGAAGAGGUGGCUCUCUAGACAGAGUAACUUCGGCACAGUGAGCCUGCAGUACCAGAUGUCGGACCAGCCGCUGUUCGGCGAGUGGUACAUCCGCGUGGAGGCGCUCGGACAGAUCGAGGAGACGCAGUUCCUCGUCGAGGAGUACUACCAGACCAGAUACGAGGUGAACGUGACGAUGCCGGCGUUCUUCUUCAACACGGAGCCGUUCAUCCACGGGCGCAUCAUGGCCAACUACACGUCCGGCGCCCCCGUGCGCGGCAACCUCACGCUCCGCGCCACGCUGCGGCCCAUCCCGCAGUACCGCCCGCAGCGCCUGUACCAGGGGAACAACUUCAACCAGAACGUGCGAGUGCGCCAAAACUACAACCCGUACAUAUACAACGAGAGCGGGUACCAGCCGACCGAGUACCCCGGGCAGACGGUGGACGAGUUCGGGCGCGUGACGUCACAGCGGUACCUCCCCGGCCAGCCCAACCAGGUCGACCAGCCCGACUGGUGGUACGACCAGCAGAAGGUCGUCACCAGGAUGUUUAACUUUGAUGAAAAAUACCCGUUCUGGAUGGCCAAACCUGACCCGACAGAGUACGCGAUCCAGCACAACAUUAACAACCCCGAGUACAAUGCGUACGCGACGCCCUCCACAUACAACUACUACAACAACAAUCCGUACUACGACCAGCUGCCGUACUUGAGAUACUUUAACGGAACAUACGACUUCAAAUACCCGAUGUCGGAGCUCGCCCAACUGGUCCCGGACCUCGACGGCGUGGAGGUGAUCAUCACUGCGUCCGUCGGAGACCCGUUCCUGGACGACAUCAUCGAGGGAUACAGCAUCGCGAGGAUCUUCAACUCCUCGUUGGCGGUCACCUUCCUCGGUGGCUCGCCGCAGGUCUUCAAGCCGGCCAUGCCUUUUGAUGUUUACAUGGCAGUGUCGUACCACGACGGGUCGCCGCUGCCGCGCUGGCAGGCGGCGGGCGUGGCGCUGCAGGUGUCGCUGCAGGUCGAAGGUCGCUCCGCCAACAUCGAGCCGCUGCGGCCUGCCCUCGCGCCCGGACACCACGCCGUCUGGCAUCUCCGACUCGAUCUAUACAACUUGCUCAGAUUGGAGAACGAUCCGAACUACCGCGAGAUACUGAACAGCAUCACGGGCGUGCGGCUGAGCGCGUCGGUGACGGACGGCGCGGGCGCACACGCCAACGCCGACCUGCGCUUCGUGGCGCACUACAGCGCCUCGCACCACCACGUGCGCGUCUCCACCAGCACCACCGACGCCAGGGUUGGUGAGUACAUAAUAUUCCAUGUACAAAGCAACUUCUACAUGGAGACAUUCAACUAUGUGGUGAUGUCCAAGGGCAUUAUCCUCACCAGCGAUCAGGAAGUUAUGCAGGAGGGUGUGCGCACGUUCGCGGUGUCGGUGUCUGCGGAGAUGGCGCCCGUGGCCACGGUGGUGGUGUGGGCCGCCACGCGCCGCGGGGACGUGCUAGCCGACUCACUCACCUUCCCCGUCAACGGCAUAUCUAGGAACAAUUUCACGGUGUACAUAAACAACCGUAAGCACCGUACGGGCGAGCGCGUGGAGGUGGCCAUCUUCGGCGAGCCCGGCGCAUACGUGGGGCUGUCCGGCAUCGACAACGCCUUCUACACCAUGCAGGCCGGGAACGAACUCACCUACGCCAAGGUGAUAUCGAAGAUGUCGUACUUCGACGAAAGUACUAACGGCACGUUCGCGUACACGUGGCGCUCGCACUUCGGCGACGCGGACCAGCUCGUCUACUUCCCCUCAUCGACCUUCGGCAUCGACGCUAACAGGACCUUUGAAUACGCGGGGCUGGUGGUGCUGAGCGACGUGGCGCUGUCGCGGCGGCCGAGCGGCUGCGAGCACGCGGCGGGGCAGCGCGAGUGCCUGGCGGGCGGGUGCUACGCGCCGCACGAGCACUGCGACGGCGUGCUCAACUGCCAGGACGGCACCGACGAGGCGGGAUGUGAACACGACGACACAUCCGACCUCUCCCACUUCCGCAAGUUCCGGUUCAACCGCGUGCAGCGCCAGUACGACAACGUGUGGGUGUGGCGCGACGUCAACAUCGGCCCGCACGGACGAUACGUGUUCACCGUCGACGUGCCGCAGGCUCCGGCACACUGGACCGUGUCAGCGUUCAGCAUGUCGCCGACACUCGGCCUCGGCAUGCUCACCGAGCCUUUACAGUACGUGGGCAUCCUCCCGUUCUUCAUCACGGUGGAGGGUCCGGAGCGGUGCCGGCAGGGAGAGCAGGUCGGCCUGCGCGUCGUGGUGUUCAACUACCAGCCCAUGGACAUCGAAGCGGUGGUGGUGUUGUCCGCCUCGCCUGACUACAAGUUCGUGCAUGUUGAGGAGAAUGGCAUUGUCCGCUCGUACAACCCGCGCACGUCGUUCGGCGAGCACCAGUUCUUCGUGUACAUCUCGGCGGGCGGCGCCGCCACCGUGCACGUGCCCGUCGUGCCCACGCGCCUCGGCCGCAUCGCCGUGCAGCUGCACGCCUCCACGCUCAUGGGGCGACACAACUACGUCAAGGAGAUCACCGUCGAGCCCGACGGCCUGCCCCAGUACCGCCAUCAGUCCGUCCUGCUCGACCUGUCGAACCGAGCGUACGUGUUCCAAUAUAUGCACGUGAACGUGACCGAGACGCCCGUCAUCCCGUACGAGGUGGACCGUUACUAUGUGUUCGGGUCGAACCGGGCGCGGGUGACGGUGGUGGGCGACGUCGUAGGCCCGCUGUUCCCCACCAUGCCCGUCAACGCGACCAGUCUGCUUGAUCUGCCCAUGGACUCGGCGGAACAGAACAUGUUCUCGUUCGCAGUGAACAUGUACAUGACGCUGUACAUGCGUCUGAUCAACCAGCGCAACCGCACGCUCGAGCGCGACGCGUUCUACCACAUGAACAUACUGUACCAGCGGCAGCUCUCCUUCAUGAAGCCGGAUGGUUCAUUCAGUCUCUUCAGGAGCGAUUGGAAUCAAUCAGCGUCGAGUGUGUGGCUGACAUCAUUCUGCGCGAAGAUAUUCCAAGACGCGUCGUUCAACGAGUGGGAGAACUUCAUAUACAUAGACCCUGAUGUGAUCUCGAUGGCCGUUUCCUGGGUUUUGGAGCAUCAAACCCCUGAAGGUGCAUUCUACGAGGUGACGUGGUUGCCGGACCGCAAUGACAACUCCACGCUGCGCGUGCCGAAGAACUCGUCUCUGUACCGCGAGGUCCUCAGCAAACCUGGGUGGCACGACCCGCACGCAGUAGAGAGAAAUGAUUCCAUAAUACUGCAACGGAACCUGACGCUGACAGCCCAAGUGUUGAUCACGCUGGAGACAGUCAAGAAUCUAAAGGACAUUGGAACACGAGAGGGUCUGAGCGCGCGGGUGGGCGCGGCGCAGAAGCGCGCGCUGGACUGGCUGGAGCGGCACCUGGCGCUGCUGCACGACUUCGGCGAGCCCUACUGCACCGCCGUCGUCGCCUACGCGCUCACGCUCUGCAAGGCGCCCUCCUCCGACCACGCCUUCCGCCUGCUCAAGCGCCUGCAGCGGUCCGAAGGUGGUCUAGUAUAUUGGGGCAAGGAGCCAGUGCCACAACCCCCAUACAAGAUGGAGAACCAGAAGCCGUUCUUACCUCGGCUGCCGUACAAAUACGACAGUAACAACGUCGCGGCCACUGCGUACGCGCUGCUCGCCUGCAUGGACCACCAGGACAACAACGAGGCUAUAGUGAUGUGGCUCAACGCACAACGACUGAGGGAUGGAGGCUGGGCUUCUACACAGGACACGUACAUCGCCUUACGCGCGCUGAUCGAGUACACGAACCGGAAGCGCCUGCGAGACGUGAGCGCCCUCACGGUCAAUAUUGACGCCGUGGCGCUCCCUGACUCCACCACGCUGCACGUGCGCAACGACAACCUCGCCAUCAUGCAGAGCCUCGACAUCCCGGAAGCGUGGGGCACGGUGAAGGUAACGGCUCGCGGAGCGGGGUACGCGAUACUGCAGAUGUCGGUGCAGUACAACGUGGACGUGGCGCGGUUCCAGACCGAGCCGCCCGUCCGCGCCUUCCAGCUGCUCUCCUCGCAACACUACUACGGCAGGAAUCACUCGCACAUACACUUCCAGACUUGCGCCAGCUGGACGUUGACGGAGGAGUCGCCGCGGUCUGGCCUGGCGGUGCUGGAGGUGGGCGUGCCGACGGGCUACUUAGUGCAGCAGCAGCGCCUGGACGCGUACGUGCUGGCGCGCCAGGUGCCCACGCUGCAGCGCGCCAAGUACCACCCCACCAAGAUCGUCUUCUACUUCGACUAUCUAAGCCCGGAUCUGACGUGCGUGAACUACACGAUCGAGCGCUGGUUCCCCGUGGCGAACAUGUCACGGUACCUGCCUAUACGUGUAUACGACUACUACGCUCCAGAGCGAUUCAACGAGACGAUAUUCGACGCGCUACCGACUUACCUAUUGAACAUAUGCGAGGUAUGUGGAUCUUCGCAGUGUCCCUACUGUGCGAUAUACAACGCGGCAGUGGUAUACACUCUGCCUACCACCUUACUGCUGCUGUCGAUAGCCUGCGUCGUACGGACGCUAUACGGCUCUUAGUACGAUAGUAGUGACAGUUCUGGCCUCAUUGACAUGUUUAUUAUCAGCCCUGUAUAAUGCCCACUGUUGGACUCGUGCCCAACAGUGGGGAUAAAUAUAAUUGUGACCAAACCACUUCCCCUUGGAUAUUGGUGCAAAAUAAUAAAUACACGUAACUUCAAUGUAUUUAAAAAGCCACAGAACUGUCAAAAAUCCAUACGCUUUAAAAUUAUAAAUGUAAGUAAUGAAAUAUUACAAACUACCCUCAUAGUGAAACUAUACAUAUAAUUUGAGGAACAACAUUAUAAUUUAUAACAUGGUAAAAUGGUUUUAAUUGAUUAGGCAAGAAAUUAGGCACUUUUUAAUGGUUGAUUGACUGACUGACUCCAAUCUUUAUACUUGGUCUGAAGUUAGUCACAUAUUUUUGUGACUGAUUCCAGGCUUCCAUGAAGAUUGUCGGCAGAUGAAUAAUCUAAGAUACAAAAAUUAUGCACAAAUUUUAUAGAAAAAACGCAACAAAAUCUUUCUAAUGAUGUACAAAAUCGUUAUAAUGUUGUUCACCAAUAAUAUCAGCGAUAUAUCACAAUGACAUGACUUUUGUAAAUAAAAACUUUUUAUAUACUUCAUGCUGUUCAUAUGUAUAAUGCAUAAGUUGACGCAUUUGCUGACAAUUUAAUCCAUCAAUCAUUGCCAGAUUUCAGGUUUGACUUAUUUGAAAAAAAUGUGAUGGGGUAUUUUAUUAAUUUUAAAAAUAAUGUUAUUUCGUUCAUAAAUAAAGAAGAUACAAGUGUUUUAAUCUGACAGGGUAAUAGACAUCGUCAUGAAUGCAUCGAGUGACGUCAUAGCUAUUAUAGUGAAUGCGCGCGAAAGAGAAAGCGAGACGUUCUCACUCCGUGCCAAUGCUCUUUAAUAAAAGCAUGUGAUUAUGUUCAUUCAUUUUACCAUACAUUUUAUUAGAAAGGUCUUUGAUUUUUUGUUGGUAGAGUUAAACACCCCCUUAAAUUUGAAAUUCUGUCAUUGGUCAACUUAUGUUUAAUAUACAGUGGACAGUGAAUGAUCAUUUGUAGAAAUUAGGUAAUGUUUCUUUUGUAGAUUUUAUACUGAAUGUUGCACGAUUGAAUCGAUUCGAAAGAUCAUAAGAUUUGCAAUAUUUUUUUUUAUUAUUUCAAAAAGAUCAAGUGAUCAUAAAAAUGACAAUUCAUGUUUUUAUAAAAAAUGUAAUAUAAAAUAACUAAAUUUGACAAGUCCGCCCUUUACGAUACCCAAGUGGUAAACACUUUUAUUAUAACGGAAUGUUGCACACUAAAAGUUUAAAAUUUAACUAACCACCGUGUAGUAUGUAGUUGUAAUAGAGUUUGACCCUAUUCAGUAGAAUAAAUCGAAUGAUAUUUAAAAAAUCUAUUAAAUAUAGAAAUCUCUUAUAUAAUGUACAAACUUCAAGAGUUUAUAUAUCAUAUCAAUAAAAAUCUAAAAAUCUUAACAAAAUGAAUAUUUUAAGUAUAUAUUCACUGUCGAAUGGAUUUAAUGUGAACGUAUUUCUCAAUUUACAUACAUAAAAAACCUCUUCAUUCCUUUUACAUGUACAAAUGACUGAUAUAAAAUUACUUGAGAGAAUAGUUAAGCCGAUUAUACAUAAUAGAAUUUUCUGGCGCGACAGAGACGAGAAUACAAGAAAAUAUACUUUUGGCAAA